AUGCCACUCCCAUGGAAGAAGGCGAAGGUCGGCCGGAUUUCUCGUUUCCUGGCCAAUGUCCGAUCAAUGAAGCAUGAGGAGUCACUCGUCGUUGAGACCGGUUUCCCUACUUCUAUCGCAGAUGUGGUCGUCAAGAACCGAGAUCGAUUUAAGAAACAUUCGAAGAAGAAGCAUUCGGACAUUUCUGAUCGUUCCUUAUCCCUUAAUGAUCAGGCUUCUUUAAAUUAUUCCAAUUCCAAUUAUUGUUUUCCCUCAAGCCAAGUGGUGGUCCCAUCCGUGGAAACCAGGAACCCUAGUCAGCCUUCUUCAAAGCCCCUGCUUUUAGAUCCUGAAACAACCAAUGACACCAGGCCAUCAAUUAGCAAGCGAAGUUCCCCUGUUCUCGUUGUUAAGAAGGUCGAAGAUGUUUCAGUGAGAAACAAGAUUGAAGAUGUGGUUGAGAGUCCGGUUCGGAAUGAAAAAGCUUUCGUGGCAAUUGUAAAUCUUUUUCUCAUGCUUGUUUUGGCUUUGGGAACGAAUAACCUUGUACUUGGGGUAAUGGUGUCAGUGUUUGCUCUUCUGUUUUUCGAAUCUGCAUCAGAAUACUUGUUUAUUUUCUUUAAGCCGUCUUCAGAUGCCCAUCAAAGACUUGAGUCCCUUGGCGAUAUAUCGCUUGGACCUGAACAAGAGGAUAUAGGAAUUGUAUUCCAGGAAGAAGAAGAUGAUGGUGCAGAGAGUGAGGAAUUUGGAUUGAUAGAGAGUAGUUUAGAUCGGAUCGAAGAGAUUCGAAAUGUAGAGCCUGGAUUUCAUUUGCUAGGUGGUGUGAGAAAAAUGGGAGUUUCAGACUCCGUUCGGAUGGGGAGGAUUCCGUGGAAAGAUGAGGAUAAUAUAGAAGUUAGAGACCUCAGAAAUCAGAGGACCAAUGGCGCUAAAAUUAAAGCGAAGAAGUUAAAGAAGUUUCUUACAAAGAGGUUUCGUAGCUCGAAGAGCAAAAAAAAUGACAAGAAGGAAAUGGAUUCAAGCGAUUUAGCAAGCAUCUUCAGGCUAUUUUUUAGAAGGUUCAACCUUUUAUUAGCAGUCCAAUUCAAUUUAGAGGUAAUGUACUCUGAAAUGGACACUGCAAAACUGCAGAAAGAUUGA
This is a messenger RNA of Nelumbo nucifera (sacred lotus), 1119 nucleotides long. RefSeq lists its product as uncharacterized. Lineage: Eukaryota; Viridiplantae; Streptophyta; Magnoliopsida; Proteales; Nelumbonaceae. The record is from RefSeq and is a predicted model, not a curated record.